AUGGGGACCGGGAUGAAGAUGAAGAAUCUCUUCAAGGGUCUUCGCUACCUUUCUCAAAUAUUUGUGCCUGAGGAAGAGGAGGAGGAAAUGCAAAUUGGUCAUCCAACAGAUGUCAAACACGUGGCGCAUAUUGGCUGUGAUGGCCAGUCUAUUAACAAUUCUCCUAGUUGGAUGACUGAGUUCCGGUCCACGGCGACUUCCUCCGCCGCCGCCGCCGCUGCCCAAAGCAACUCCGUAUCAGGUUCAUUUCUACUCUUUUAUCGCACACAAACUGUUCGAGCAAUGUCAUCGCCUUAUCUCACCUCGCUUUCGCCGGCAGAUCCCCACUCCAUCGAAGCCCCGCCUCAGGAGCGCUCCCCCGGAGGAAAUGGAGGAUCCGACCGGAAGCCUCGCCGCCCACAGCGGAACGUCGGUGCCGACAUCCGGUCGAGGGACGCGACGUCGGGUGAGGGGGCCAAACCCGAGCGGAAGCACCGGACCGCCACGGCGUCAGCCGCCGAAAGCGCUGAGGAUGCCGCAGUCGUCCCCAGGAAUCCGCAACGCCGCAAGCCCAAGGGGGCUCCCUCCUCCUCCUCCUCCUCGGUCUCCCAGAACGGUGGGUCGACGCGGUCGAAGGCGGCCCGAUGUGCCGAAUCCAGAUCCGAUGCAGCGAAGGCGGCGAUAGAGGAGGGCGAAGGAGAAGGAGGAGAAGAGCAAUAA
Messenger RNA from Zingiber officinale, 699 nucleotides. RefSeq names its product CRIB domain-containing protein RIC7-like. NCBI's taxonomy places the organism in Eukaryota, Viridiplantae, Streptophyta, Magnoliopsida, Zingiberales, Zingiberaceae. The transcript has 3 exons. The record is from RefSeq and is a predicted model, not a curated record. The coding region runs from base 1 to 699 and encodes 232 amino acids.